This is a messenger RNA of Fimicolochytrium jonesii, 2472 nucleotides long. Its product is annotated as U3 small nucleolar RNA-associated protein 6-domain-containing protein. Gene Ontology annotation, cellular component: Pwp2p-containing subcomplex of 90S preribosome; small-subunit processome. Bases 97 to 2268 code for a protein of 723 amino acids. The transcript is spliced from 3 exons. The record is from RefSeq and is a predicted model, not a curated record. NCBI's taxonomy places the organism in Eukaryota, Fungi, Chytridiomycota, Chytridiomycetes, Spizellomycetales, Powellomycetaceae. Gene Ontology annotation, biological process: maturation of SSU-rRNA from tricistronic rRNA transcript (SSU-rRNA, 5.8S rRNA, LSU-rRNA). Gene Ontology annotation, molecular function: protein binding; snoRNA binding.
GGGCUCCUGCGAAAAACUCAGCACUUGCACUCAAACGUCCUUCUCAAACACAAAGCACUCUCGCAUUUCAGGCCCUGAACAGGCGAGCCACUCAGCAUGGCGGAACAGGUGCAGUACCACCUGGAGAAGAUGGUCCCGGAGUUAGAGGACUUGCAGGAGAGGGGAAUAUUCCAACCGCACGAGAUAAAAGCGAUCGUGAAGCAGAGGACAACGCACGAAUACCGAGUGCACCGUAUCAUCCCCCUUAAAGCCGAUUUCCUCCGCUAUAUCGCCUACGAAGAGAAUUUGGAACGGUUACGAAGGAAACGAAAGCAGCGCUUGGGAAUGGACAAACCGCCAACAGCACAGGAGAUCGAACUCGGCAUCAAAACCAGCGGUCUCUCCGACUACUCUAUCACACGGCGGAUACACGGCCUCUACGACAAAAUGCUCAAGCGGUUUGCAGGCGACCUGACGCUGUGGAUUCAGUAUUUCGACUGGUGCAGAGCGAGCCGGAGUUCAAAGGCGUUGGGGAAGGUGUUUGCGAGGGCAAUCCAGCUGCAUCCGACCUACGAUGUGUUUUGGAUCAUGGCGGCCGCGUGGGAGUUCGAGGAUAAUACCAAUAUGUCGAGCGCACGGGUGUUGUUGCAGCGGGGGUUGCGUAUCAACCCGGAGAGCAAGAAGCUAUGGAUGGAGUACUUCAAGUUGGAGCUUUUGUGGGUGCAAAAGAUCAAGGAGCGGAGAAAGGUGCUGUUCAAGACGGGAGAGGGGGCUGUGAAGGAGGCCCAAGCGACCGCAGCCCCUCAAGUCGAAUCGGUGGAUCUGCCAGAUUUGAAGGAGGAGGCCGGUCUUUCUCAGAGCUCGUUACAGAAGGAUACCACUCUCUCCGCAUCAGCCAAAGAAGGCAGCUCGUCCGACACGGCGCCCAUGCUGGCGUCGAAACUCUCCGCGUCGCAGGAAGCAUUGCUGAAAACCCUCAUCCCACGAGCGAUCUACCGAAACGCGAUACAGACGAUCCCGAAUGACCUCGAUUUCCGCUUGUCCUUCUUGAAAAUGUACGAAGAGUUUCCAGAGACGACCGAAGGGCAGAAGGAACUUCUGGACACUUUGGAGAGGGAUUUCGGCAGAAAUGCGAUGGCGAGAGGGGUUCUGGCUGAGCGACCAUUAUACGGUGUCAAGUCGGAUAGCCCGGCAUACCCUGCUGCUCUGAAAGCCGCCGUUACUGCGUUCCAGGCGGCUGUGGAGGACCUCGCUAACCCGGAGGUGUACGGCGUGUAUGCGGUGUUCUUGCAACGGCAGUACCAGUUAUCCGAUGAGCCCAAUUUGAAGCUGUACUUAUCCCGUCUGUUGUCAAAGGUCUUUGCGCAGGCGGAGUCGACAAACAAUGUAUCUGAAGAACUGUACAUACAAUGGACCUUACACGUCGAGGACUCAGAUUCGGAGUCCCCGUCUGUAUCAGUCGAUGUCCUCGGAAGGGGACUCGAACGCAUCCCGACGAGCGGGAAGUUAUGGCUGCUUCUGAUCCCCCGUUUACCCUCCAACGAACGAUCUUCCAUCGUCGCCGCAUACGAAAAGGCCACUAGAAAAGUCACCGAUCCCGACGCGCUUGCCCAGGUGUGGACCCAUUACCUCAGCUUCGUCACCAUGUCGAUUUCCACGCCCACAAACCCCGUCAUCACAAACACCUCGGAUGCUGACUCCGACGACGACGAUCAAUCGGACGACUCAUCCACCAGCGCCAUCCUCCUUGACCCCACCCACAAACAGAACCUUUUCAACCGCGCCCUCGCAUCAUUCCAACACACCCGCCCAGCCCACGAAGCCACCAUUCUAGACCAAUACCUUACCUUCGCCCACCGCGUCGGCGGAAUCACCGCCGUCCGUCGCGUCGCAAAACACUUGUCGCAGAUCAAAACGCGACCGAAGAGGUUUUGGGCGACGUGGGCGCAGUUGGAGACCGAUGAGUUGCGGGAGAUGGAGAAGGGGGACGGGAAACGGGGACGGGAUCGGGAGGAUGGGGAGGAGGAGGAGGAGGUGAGGAGAUAUGGGGCCGCGAAGAAAGGUGUGGAUUAUGAGGCGUUGGAGGGGGUUAGGAGGGUGUGGGAAGGGUUGGUGGGUAUUGAUGAGAAGGAUGCUGACUCAUGGCUCCUCUCCAUCAAAUUCGAGCUACAAACCGCUAACGACCUCGACCGUGCCGCUGCCCUGUACUGGAAGGCUGAAAAGAGCAUCCGGCCCGCUGAUAAGCAGCGGUUUGAGGAGAUGUAUCAGAAGCUCAAGGAUGCGUUGUAGAGCGGAGGCAUAGCUCUUACAAGAGCAGUAGUGUAGUAAAUUAAAAAUCGAGCGUAGGUGUAGAGUAGUUUAGAUCGAUUGAUUCCUCUCGCAGGGGGCUUUAAAUACAAAUACAUGAAGACGGGGACCAUUCCAUCAUCUACAAUUACAAAUAUUAUCGGAAAGACAUGGGAAGACAUGGGAGACAUGCGAUGUCCGACUACG